This is a messenger RNA of Phaedon cochleariae (mustard beetle), 5646 nucleotides long. The record is from the annotation of a GenBank genome assembly. NCBI's taxonomy places the organism in Eukaryota, Metazoa, Arthropoda, Insecta, Coleoptera, Chrysomelidae.
AGAAGCAAUUUUUCUUAGGUUAAAAAGGUCAAAUAUACGUUUCAGUUUUGAAUUUUCCGAAAUUCCGAAUUGAAAUAGAUGGUCUCGAUAAAACGUUAAGGUAUUGUGAUGAAUUAAAACUCGAGAAUAGAGUAGAACUACAAAAUGUUGAAAACUUGCCCAAAUCCGGUAGAUGUACAGGAUAUCCAAUUCAAAUUACAUUGUCGAUUGAAAGUUUUCGAUAAUAAAGAUUCGGAAACCUUUUCCAUUCCCCACAGCUUGAUAUCAUGUGCUAGUCGGUUUGGUUUGUUAUUCAUUGGUUCAAAUUCACCAAGUUUGCAAGUUGUUCUACUGAAGAGUGUGGGAACAUAUUCUUUGAAAGAUAAAGAUAUUUCCAACUAUCCUAGAAGGACCAUUUCAUUACCAUCACCAGCCAAACAUGUCUGUGUAAAUUGUGAUAGCACCAUUUUAGCAGUUGUUGUGGAGACAGAUAAAUGUCCAACAGUCAUCUUUUAUGACUUACUUUCAUUUUACAAACAAAAUAUUGUUGUUAUCAAAGAGGUGCGUCUAUCAGCAACACCUGAAGUAACAGUAAGUGAAGUUGCCUGGAACCCAGCUUUGCCUCCAAUUUUCACUGCUUGUAAAAGUGAUGGAACCCUUGGAGUUUAUGAAAUCAAAGGCAGUUCAGUUGACAUCAAUGAGCUACCACCUGCAGCUCAGACCUCGAGUUUCUGUUGGAGCCCCAAAGGGAAGCAGAUUGCAGUGGGCUCGAAAAAUGGCAAAAUAACUCAGUAUAAACCUGAUUUGAAAGCAGUGAAAGUUAUCAAUGAACCACCUUUGCAGAAGCCACAUUCUCUGAUUUCUUUGCAGUGGGUUUCAAAUUACCAGUUUGUUGGAGUAUACCAGUCUGAGGGGGCAGGAGGGCAGGCUACAUUAAUUGUGGUUGAUGCACCAAAAACUGGAGAAACCAGUUACACAAAUUAUGAUGAUGUUUGUUAUAGUGGAUCAGGUCGCGUUCCACAAUUUUAUAUGUUGUUGCAACAACACUGGAACAUCCUCAUGGUAGCCUCAGCCAACAGCACCGAAGUGGGGGUGUUGGGCACCUCCACCCCAGAAACCUGGACCCAAUGGAUAAUCUCGGACUCCGCUCGCGCAGAGCUGCCUCUCAGCCCUGACAAGCAAGAAACAUUGCCUGUGGGCCUGGCACUCGAUAUCAGCCCCACAAAUCCUCUGCCCUGGGGCGAGGGAACCAUCCCACCUUGCCCCUAUCUUUUGAUACUCUCUCACCAAGGCGUCUUGUGUUUCUUUAACAUCGUCAAUUUGAAGCAGGGCGCUCCCAGUAUCUGCUGUCCCCCAGAUAAUGUUGCUGAUACUAGCGGGUUGGCACAAUUUGUUAAUGAAGCAGCAAAGGCCACACAGCCACCUUCAGCAUUCGCAUUAUCCCAACCUACAGUAGGUAAAGCUACACCACCACCGGUAUCUAAACCACCCACAACUAUCCUACCUCAACCCUUAGCCCAACCUCAAACGAUACCAAUAAGUGCCGGUAGCAAAUCCGGCGAAGCCCAACCUCUAUUCGGCGGUCAGGCGACACUGACACCUGUCAAACCCCAACAAUCUGUUCCACCUAAAUCUGCUGCUCCGCUGUUCGGAGGCCAGACCACUCUGACACCUGUCCAGCCCAAGCAAUCUCCCGCUGCUGCCACGACCAAUGAGAACAAGUACUCGUCAAUAUUCUCCGCCCUGGACACGCCCGCUGCGGUCCCGUCGGCCAAUCAGAGCAAGGCUGCCCCCGCUCCACAGGUGGGCGUGGACGCUAGGGCGGUGAUCGACGAGAAAGUGAAAGGGGAGACUGACGCUCUGCUGGCCAUGAUGGUGAGGGACGAGUGCGUGGCUCUGGAGUCCGAGGUGAAGGCUCUGCUGCAUCAAGGGAGGCGGGUGAAGAUCGAUGUAGGAAGCGACGAGGAGAAGGUGGGGAUGGUGAGGGAGCUGGAGGGGUUGCAAGAGUUUGUGAAGGAGAUCGUCGAUAUAAGUCUUGGAGAAAACGCCGAGGUACAUUCUCUCAAGCAAAAUCUGAUUCUUUCUUGGGCGUGGUAUGAAGAGGCCCAAUCGCGUUACAAUAUUUCCAAAGAUGGAACCAUGACGCUGCUAUUGAAAUUCCAGCCUCUGGAUUCUGCUACAGAAAAGAGGCAGUCAGAUAUUCAGAAACUGAUUUAUUAUUUGGAGUCGCAGCUGUCCCAGACCAACAACGCUCUGGAUGAACAAUGGGACAAAUUUCAGGAUUAUGCAAAGAAAACUUAUAAGGUGCAGAUGCCCACCAUGGAAGCUAUUUUCCAGUCAAUGGUCAAACAAAAUGCCGUCCUACAAAAACAGCGAUACAUAUUGAAAGAUAUAUCUAGACGCAUCAAACACAAAAAGACCAAUCCCAGUGGACCACCUCUCUUCCUGACCGUUGGCGAUGGGAGUAAGCUAGAAGACGACCUGAAACGCUUACAGUUAGAACCGGAAGAUCCUUACCGAACCAUCUAUGAAACGGCAUUGAACAAAACAAAAAAUCUCACCGCUACCAAACAAUCGAAGCUCAGAAAUUUACUUAAAUCGCGAGAGGUCGUACGCGUAGUCAAACCCCAAUUGAAUUCGUCGCUACUUCUUUCUCCAGCAACUCGUAGCAGGCAGACCUUUUCGAUAUUAGGAGCAAAGAUGUCGCCUGUGGAAAAGAAGGUAGCGAGGAACCUCGAUUUCGUUCAAUCUACCCCUAUCCGUGAAGUUAAGAUAGAUACAAAGCCGACUCUAGCGCCACCGAAUACUCCUGCUCAAACAGAAGCACCAAAAAUGUUUACAUUCAAGAACCUGGAACAUAACAUUUCCACGAGUAAUCCUAAUGUCAAUCCAGCAAACACUUUUAUAUUCGGUAAUACUCAGAGCACGAGUAAAACUUCUCUUUCAAGUGUUUCUUCUGCGUUUGUUCCUGCCGUUCCAGCCAGUAAAACCGUGAUUGUGCCGAAAACAUCGGACAUACCAGUAAACAGUAUUUUUUCUGCGCCUUCUAUCGCAUUUGGUGGCCAGAGUUCUAGCGUAACUCCAAAUAAAACUGCAGUUAGUACAUCAAAGUCACAGCCGGUCAUAUCGAUCAAAUCUAGUACUCCCCAAUUGAAUUUCGGUAGCGGUAUUACUGUAACACCAGUCAGUAGUAAGAAAUCAGAACCUGCUCUUGCAGUAACACCAACUGGUUCAGCAACCAGUACCAAGUCCCUAUUCUCUUUUGGUGGUACUUCGAAUGAAACUGUUGAAAGUACCCCAAGUAGCAGUUCAUUCUUUGGCAGUGCUUCACAGACGAGUGUGCCAUUAUUUGGAAGCUCUAGUGCCAUAUCUUUUGGAACUCCAUCUAAUAGCACGAUGGUCGCGGCUAGUACAACUGUUUCAGCUGCAGUUAUCACUACUAGUAGCACUACUAGUGCUUCUUCUGCUGCAUCUUUUGGUACUACAAAAACUACACCAAAUCUGGGCACUGGGGUUCCAACUACAGUUGCUACCAACAAAGCUUUACCUACAACAUUGUCGUUAACAAAAUCUUCAGUUACAACCAGUGCACAAGCAUCAGUAGCACCGUCUGUUAUUAGUAAACCCCUGGCAGCCAGUACUGCUGUUUCUACCACCAAACCAACUCAGUCUGCUACAAAAACUUCUAUGCCCAGUAGUACCGCCUUUACGUUCACUAGCACAUCAGUUCCAGGGUUAGAAACUCCUAGUACAAAUACGCCGACUGCUCUCUUUGGUUCUGCAGUUACGACUAGCGCUUCAAUUUUUGGCGCUACCCCAACAUUAUCUGCUAUUUUGGCGACCACAACUACUAAUGUUGCGAGUACUCCAACACCACCUGUUGCUGUAGACAGUACUACACCUACAUUCGGGUUUAAAACUACAGCGUCUGUGAGUCCAUCUAUAUUUUUAACGGUAACCUGUAGUGCUGGUGCUACUCCUGUAUCCGUAACUAGUACUGUAACGACUGGUAUUCCUUCGAUAUUUGGAUCGACCGUCGCAACAACUACUGCUACUACCAUCCCCUCGUUUGGUUCUAGUACGUUUGGAGCUUCUACUACUACAACUGCUAGUGGAUCUAUAUUCAGCUCUAAUACCCCUACCGCCAGUGUAAUAUCCUCAACGCCAUUUCUUGGUGUUAGCACUACUACCACUGCAUCAUCAUCCAUUUUUGGUAGUAGUACCACAACAUCUGCUUUUGGAGCAAUUACUCCUUCAACCACGCAAACUCCUGUUUUCGGUGGUACUCCUCAAGGUUCAAUUUUUGGGGCUUCAACUGCGACCACAGAAAAAUCGUCAGUGUUUGGUGGCACUGUCGCAACCACCAAUCAGACUUCCAUCUUUGGAGGCUCCAGUUCUGCGCCAGUGCAGAGUGGUUCGUUGUUCGGUGGUGUGGUUGCAACCACACAAGCACCAAUUUUCGGUGGUGCUAGUACCCAGUCAUCCGUUUUCGGUUCAGCAGCAGCCACAACUGAGCAGUCUUCGAUUUUCGGUUCUGCUGCCACCACAACCACACCCUCUGGUUUCGGUGCUCCUACGACAACUGCUGCUGUUGCUUUUGGUACUCCUGCUGUCACUUCAUCUUCUCCUUUCGGCACCACCUUCGGGCAGUCUGGCUCCUUAUUUGGCACUCCGACAACGACGGCGAGUACCUUCGGUGGUUUCGGAGGUACCAGCAGCGUUUUCGGUGCAGCACCAGCAACUACAGCUACUGGUUUCGGACAACCUACUUUCGGAGCUAGUGCUGCUCCGGCGUUUGGUGCUGCUACCACGUCUGCUAGUAUCUUUGGAGGAACUGGUGCCUCUACUUUCGGUACUGUCAGUUCUACGAGUAAUGUUUUUGGUGCUCCAGCGGUAUCGAGUCCUUCCGGUACUAUUUUCGGCACACCAGCUGUGUCGAGUUCUUCAUUUAGUUUCGCCACGGGGAAUACGGCGACAGGUACCACUUCGUUCGGUUUCGGUGGCUUGAACGUGGGUAGUACUGCUACCUCAACCACGGGCAGUAUUUUCGGGCAAUCUCCUAAUCCGUUCGCUGGUUCAGCCGAGCAGAAGCCUAGUUUCGGAGGUGGUGCUAGCAUCUUCGGUGCCCCAGCUGCCACUACGGCAUCGCCUUUUGGCGCUAGUACCGGCAGUACUUUCGGCAACACCGGUCAGAGCGCGUUCGGUACCACUACGUUCGGUACUGGUGGGGCGGCCUUCGGUGGCCAGGGGUCAAUUUUCGGACAGAGUACCUUCGGUGGUGGUGGUAGUACUUCCUCGUUCGGUAGUCCUCAGCCUGGUCCUUUCAGUGCUACUGGAGGUACGGCGGGCGUGGGGCAAAGCGGUUUCGGUUCGCCUUCUAGCUUCCAGAAGCCUUCGGGUUUCGGGGGGACUGCAGUUUUUGGGGGAUCUCCGCAGGCGGCAUUUGGGGCGAGUCCUAGUUUUGGAGGAGCGCCUGCUUUUGGAGCGGCGCCUGCUUUUGGGAGCCCGAAUAAGGUUUUCGGUUCUAGUACACCAACAGCCGCUUUUGGUUCUCCCACAGCUAGUAGUCCUGGUUUUGGAAAUUUAGCGAAUCAAAACACUGUUGGCUUUGGAAAUUUGGCACAACAGGCUAGCAAUGCCCCUACAUCCACUUCAUUUUCUGGGUAA